GAUCAGUUUGAUGAUGAACAUUCGUUUUGGAGGAAGGAGAUUAAUCCAGAGGUGGAUUAAUAAGGAGUAAAUUUACCAAUGAAUGAGGUUGUGUGCCAGAGAAAUGGUUUCUUCUAAAAAAAAAAAAAUUUGAGGGUUGUUAGAAUUGAUAUGUAAUUGUUUGAUUUAUAAUCAAGUUGUUCUAAGAAAAUGUUCGUGAAACAUUUAGGACGGUAAAUUAGAAAUAAUUUGCAAUGUAAGUGCAACUAAUGGAGUUUUUUUUAAGCUAAUCAGAAUUAACAGCCACAUUUACAGUUACAGUGGGUGUAACUAUUUUAUGGUUACAAUAUUACAACAUAGGGUCUCACCACAACCACGUCACAUAUAAUUGAGUGUUAUAACUAAAAUUUGCUCAUGGUGUCGCUAUGCACCAACCUUAGCUAGUAGUAAACCCCGAGUAUGACCUGCCAGCGAUGAGUCUUCGCCGCAUUCGACCAGUAAGCAUUCAUAGCCUACUGUUGUGUUAUUUCAAUUGUUCACCGUGUUUUUCUUCAUGACAUAUGAGGAAUUUUCAAAACACGGUGGGCUACUUCCUUCAAACGAUGGCAAUCCAUCGAGUUGAAAUGGAUUAUCGUGUCCUUUUCUUUUUUGUUCUCGUCCUGCACUCCGUCUAUGGAGACGUGAGCUAUUCUAUUCCAGAGGAGAUGAAACGCGGAUCAGUGAUUGGGAACAUAGCGAAGGAUCUUGGACUUAACUUCAGACUCUCUGAUCGCAAGGCUCGCAUUGACACCGAAGAUGACAACGAUCAGUAUUGCAAUAUAGAUCUAAAUACUGGAGAUUUGCUUGUAGCUGAGAGAAUAGACCGAGAGACUCUUUGUGCAAAGAAACCAUCGUGCGUCGUGCAACAAGAACUUGUACUGGAAAACCCUUUGGAACUACACCGUAUUACAAUCCGUGUUAACGAUAUAAAUGACAACGCACCGCAUUUUAAGGAGGAUCUACAAAAAAUGGAAAUAAGUGAAUCUGCAGACAAAGGGGCGCGUUUCCCUCUUGACGAAGCGCACGACGCGGACAUUGCAGAUAAUGCCGUUCAGGGCUAUACACUUGAAAAAAACGAUCACUUUAUAUUAAAUGUUAAGACGAAGGGUAAUGGACGGAAAUAUGGCGAACUAGUCCUAAACAAAGAGUUAGACAGAGAAGACAAACACGAGAUUACGCUUUCGCUUACCGCAGCAGACGGUGGAUCUCCUCAGAGAUCAGGUACUGUAGUUAUACAUAUCAUUGUGCUAGAUGCUAAUGAUAACGCCCCAGUGUUUAGCCAGGCCGUUUAUCAAGCCAGCGUACCUGAAAACUCUCCGGUAGAUAGUCUCGUGAUUACUGUAAGUGCUUCUGAUGCGGACGAGGGUAUCAACGGUGAGAUCGUUUAUGGCUUUGAUCAUAUUUCAGACGAAAAAAGCAAUAUGUUUUCGCUCAAUACAACCACUGGAGAAAUUAGAGUGGCUGGAUCUAUCGAUUUUGAAAAAGAGUCUUCAUAUGAACUCCAGAUUAGUGCAAAGGACGGUCUCGGUUUGGGGUCCUAUGCAACAUUAAUAAUUGAUAUUAUGGAUGUAAACGACAACGCUCCAGUAAUAAACCAGAAGUCACUGUCUAAUCCAGUGCCGGAAAACGUCUCACCUGGAACAGAGGUUGGCAUCAUAAACGUACAAGACAGAGAUUCUCAGGAUAACCGUCAGGUCCGCUGUUUUAUCCGGGAAAAUGUUCCUUUUAAAUUGAUCCCAUCCAUUAAGAACUACUAUUCUCUAGUAACAGCAAGUGGUCUGGACCGUGAACUAGUGUCUGAUUAUAAUAUCACCAUUAUGGCAACAGACGAAGGAUCUCCCCCUUUGACCUCCUUUAAAAUCAUUCAGCUAACAGUAGCCGAUGUCAACGACAACCCGCCUCUGUUUGAUGAAGCGUCCUACAGCGCCUAUGUUGCUGAAAACAUCCAACCAGGCUCGACUCUGUGUUCAGUGACCGCAAGAGACCCAGACUGGAGACAAAAUGGCACCGUGGUGUAUUCUCUUUUACCCAGUGAAGUCAACAGUUCCCCGGUGUCCCUGUAUGUAUCUGUAAACGGAGACACAGGGGUCAUCCAGGCCUUGAAGUCUUUGGAUUAUGAACUAUUCAGGAGCUUUAAAUUCCAGGUGAUGGCUAGAGACAACGGUUCUCCUCCACUCAGCAGCAACGUGACGGUCAGUGUCUACAUAACGGAUGUGAACGACAACACUCCUCAGAUACUUUACCCCACGUCUGAAGGAAAUGCUUUUAAGACCGAGCUGGUCCCCAAGGCGACACACGGAGGUUCUCUAGUCUCCAAGGUGAUUGCAGUGGAUGGAGACGCUGGACAGAACGCCUGGCUGUCCUAUCGUAUCAUUCAGUCCACUGACCCGGGGCUCUUUACUAUCGGUCUUCACAGUGGAGAGAUCAGGACCCAGAGGGACAUUUCAGAAAGCGACAGCAUGAAACAGAACCUCGUUGUCUCUGUGAACGAUAACGGGCCAACACCGCUCUCCGCCACAUGUGUGGUGUAUUUCCUUAUUUCUGACGACUUGGCAGAAGUGGCAGAGUUUAACCAUCACACAGAGGAGAGUGAUUCUACCGUGACAUUUUAUCUGAUUAUUGCGCUGGUGUGCGUCUCCACCUUUUUCCUGACCUUCUUGGUUCUCAUCCUGAGUGUGAGGUUCUGUCGCAGCAGAAAGCCCAGACUGUUGUUUGAUGGAGCCGUCGCUAUCCCCAGCGCUUAUCUGCCCCCUCAUUACGCCGAGGUGGACGGCAUGGCCACCCUGCGCAGCGCCUACAACUAUGACGGCUACUUAACCACGGGCUCUAGAACCAGCGACUUUAAGUUCGCCACGUCUUACAAUGACAACACGCUGCCUGCCGACCAGACCCUGAGAAAAAGUCCAACAGACUUUGCUGAGAUAUUUGGUGACUCUGAGGGAUCGCCUGAGGUAAGCGUGACAGGGACCCCUCCUCUAAUCUAGCUGUGGAAGUUUGUUUCACAUGGUUUGAUUCCCCAAGCAUAAUGUUGAGCACAUUGUCUAUGUUGUUGACUACCACAUUGUGCCUCGGUUGAAGGGAGAAAUGUACUUGAGGUUUUUUUUAUGUAUUCAAGUAUGUUCUUAUUGAGUUAAGUUGUAAUGGGCAAUGCUUCAAGUUACUUAAUUUUGUUCUAUAUCCAUAUCUCUAUCCAGCAGAUUGAACAAGGGAUUUCAUAUAUUAAAAGCUAUGAGACUUGGCAUUGUGCAGACUUGUUAACGUGUUGUUAUCGUGCCUUCAUAGCUAGUUGUUAUCGUGCCUUCAUGGCAAGUAGUAGAGAUCAAACCACCAGGAGUAGAGGUUUGAUGGUAUUAAAGAGUCUUCUAAAGUAUUCCACCCCUUUGUGUUCAGGAUUUU
This is a messenger RNA of Gadus macrocephalus (Pacific cod), 3414 nucleotides long. Its product is annotated as protocadherin beta-15-like. The coding region runs from base 540 to 3002 and encodes 820 amino acids. Gene Ontology annotation, molecular function: calcium ion binding. The transcript has a single exon. The record is from RefSeq and is a predicted model, not a curated record. Gene Ontology annotation, biological process: homophilic cell-cell adhesion. NCBI's taxonomy places the organism in Eukaryota, Metazoa, Chordata, Actinopteri, Gadiformes, Gadidae. Gene Ontology annotation, cellular component: plasma membrane.